GACGCCUCUUGUGAAUAGCGUUUGUGCUCUGGUUUACCCCCUCCCUCAUCAUGCCGCUCAUGCCGGUCAAGUUCACCCUACAGAAGCGGGUGAAGCUGGCGCAGGGGCUCUGGAUGCUCUACUGGGUCUCUGUGAUGGUGGGCAUCCUCAUCUUCAGCCUGGGCAUCUUCUUCAAAGUGGAGCUGAGGAAGAGGAGCGAGAUGAUGGACAACAAUGAGAGCCACCUGGUCCCAAACCUGCUUAUCCUCACUGGGCUGCUCACCUGCGCCCUCAACGCCUUCGGAGGGAAGGUGUGCCACGAUUCACUCGACCCCAUGAAGUUCGCCAAGUGGAAGCCCAUGCUGAAGCAGUACUUCACGGGCUGCCUGGCCUUUAGCGCCGCUCUCCUGGUGGUGGCGCUCUUGUGUUUCCUCAUGCAGUUCUCGGUGUACCUGACGCUGGCCGAGGGUUUGAAAAACGGCAUUCGCUUUUACAAAGACACAGACACGCCUGGGCGCUGCUUCAUGAAGAGGACUCUGGACAUGACCCAGAUCGAAUUUCGCUGCUGCGGCAACAACAACUUCAGAGACUGGUUUGAGGUCCAGUGGAUUAGCAACCGGUACUUGGACAUGAGCAACGACCAGGUCAAAGACCGUGUUCUGAGUAAUGUGGAGGGGAAGUUCCUCAUGGACUCGGUCCCGUUCAGCUGUUGUAACCCCGGCUCCCCCAGACCCUGUAUCCAGCAUCACCUGACCAAUAACUCCGCCCACUACGACUAUGACCUGCGCACAGAGGAGCUCAACAUCUGGACACGCGGCUGCAGAGAGGCCCUCUUCUCCUACUUCAGCUCCAUGAUGAGCAGCAUUGGAGCUCUGAUCAUCGUCACCAUCCUUCUAGAGGCUGCAGACAUGGCUGGGCUGAAGUACCUGACAACGUCGCUGGAGUCCAUGGCCGACCCGGAGAACCCGGAGUGUGAGAGCGAGGGCUGGCUCCUGGAGAAGAGUGUGAAGGAGACUGUGUGCGACGCCUGCGCCAAACUCAAGGCUCUGAUCAAACCCAAUCAGGUGACAGAGGGGGAGGAGCCAACGGCUGCCUGA
Messenger RNA from Periophthalmus magnuspinnatus, 1076 nucleotides. It is a transcript of the gene prph2b, whose product is annotated as peripherin 2b (retinal degeneration, slow). The record is from RefSeq and is a predicted model, not a curated record. The transcript is spliced from 3 exons. The coding region runs from base 51 to 1076 and encodes 341 amino acids. Gene Ontology annotation, biological process: visual perception. Lineage: Eukaryota; Metazoa; Chordata; Actinopteri; Gobiiformes; Gobiidae. Gene Ontology annotation, cellular component: membrane.